AUGGUACCCGCGGGGCUGCUACUGCUGCUGCUGCUGCUGCCCCUGCUAGUCGGCACGCGCCUGCUGUGGGGCCGGUGGAAGCUCAGGAGCCUCCACCUCCCACCUCUUGUCCCCGGCUUCCUGCACCUGCUGCAGCCCAACCUCCCCAUGUAUCUGCUUAGCCUGGCUCAGAAACUCGGGCCCAUCUACAGGCUCCGCCUCGGCCUGCAAGAUGUGGUGGUGCUGAACUCCAAGAGGACCAUUGAGGAGGCCCUGAUCAGGAAGUGGGUGGACUUUGCCGGCAGACCCCAGAUACCGUCCUACCGGCUGGUGUCUCAGCACUGCCAGGACAUCUCAGUAGGGGACUACUCCCUGCUCUGGAAGGCCCACAAGAAACUCACGCGCUCGGCCCUGCUGCUGGGCGUCCGCGGCUCCCUGGAGCCCCGGGUGGAGCAGCUGACCCAGGAGUUCUGUGAGCGCAUGAAAGCCCAGGCUGGUGCCCCCGUGACCAUCCAGAAGGAAUUCUCUCUCCUCACCUGCAGCAUCAUCUGUUACCUCACCUUUGGAGACAAGGAGGACACCUUAGUACAUGCCUUUCACGACUGUGUCCAGGACUUGAUGAAAACCUGGGACCACUGGUCCAUCCAAAUUUUGGACAUGGUUCCCUUUCUCAGGUUCUUCCCCAACCCCGGGCUCUGGAGGCUGAAGCAGGCCAUGGAGAACAGGGACCACAUUGUAGAGAAGCAGCUGAGGCAGCACAAGGAGAGCAUGGUGGCCGGCCAGUGGAGGGACAUGACAGACUACAUGCUCCAGGGGAUGGGGAAGCAAAGAGUGGAAGAGGGCCCCGGACAGCUCCUUGAAGGGCACGUGCGUAUGUCUGUGGUGGACCUUUUCAUCGGUGGCACUGAGACCACGGCAAACACCCUUUCCUGGGCGGUGGCGUUCCUGCUUCACCACCCUGAGAUUCAGCGGCGACUGCAGGAGGAGUUGGAUCGCGAGCUGGGCCCCGGAGCCUCGGGCUCCCGAGUCCCAUACAAGGACCGCGCUCGGCUGCCCUUGCUCAACGCCACCAUCGCUGAGGUGCUGCGCCUGCGGCCCAUCGUGCCCCUGGCCUUGCCGCACCGCGCCACGCGGGCGAGCAGCAUCUUCGGCUACGACAUCCCCGAGGGCAUGGUUGUCAUCCCCAACCUCCAAGGUGCCCACCUGGACGAGACUGUGUGGGAGCGGCCGCACGAGUUCCGGCCCGACCGCUUCCUGGCCCCGGGCGCGAACCCCAGCGCGCUGGCCUUUGGCUGCGGGGCGCGCGUGUGCCUGGGCGAGCCGCUGGCGCGCCUCGAGCUCUUCGCGGUGCUGCGGCAACUGCUGCAGGCCUUCACGCUGCUGAGCCCCGCGGGCGCCCUGCCCUCGCUGCAGCCCCACCCCCACUGCGGCGUCAACCUCAAGAUUCAGCCUUUCCAGGUGCGGCUGCAGCCCCGGGGCAGCGGAGGCCGGGGCGUGGGCGAGCGCCAGUGACCGGUGACGGGGCCGGGACUCACUGGCCUCGGUUUCUCCCUUUAUUGCUCCCGUACAAACCCCUUCCCUCCCCCCUGUAAACAUGGUGCUGUGAGAUCGCGGGUGGAGAAGGCUUCCUCCGGUGGCUGGAUGGUGAAGGUGGCCCCCGGCUCUUCUCUGAGCGCAACCCCUCAGUGCUCGGCAGUCAUAGUAGGGCGCUGGAGGGGUGAGCAGCGGCUCAGCCUCCCCUGCCCGGGGGCCGGUAGCUUCUUGGUCUCAGCUUCAUUUCCGUGAAGGGCACGGAGAAGUCAAAGCCCUUCCAGUAGUACCAGCUCACUCCCUGGGAAGGGGGUGUUGAGAGAGAGUCAAAGCCUGACAUCCCAUCUGCUCCCACCUCUGUUCCCCUCUGGCGAGAUGGCUCCCAGAAAUCAAUCAAGUAUCCUCCCUCCCCUUAUCCUUCU
Molecule: messenger RNA, 1931 nt
Organism: Balaenoptera ricei (Rice's whale)
Lineage: Eukaryota; Metazoa; Chordata; Mammalia; Artiodactyla; Balaenopteridae
Product: steroid 21-hydroxylase
Exons: 10
Coding region: 1-1491 (496 amino acids)
Biological process (GO): progesterone metabolic process; hormone biosynthetic process
Molecular function (GO): heme binding; steroid 17-alpha-monooxygenase activity; iron ion binding
Source: RefSeq, a predicted model, not a curated record